Molecule: messenger RNA, 916 nt
Organism: Varroa destructor (honeybee mite)
Lineage: Eukaryota; Metazoa; Arthropoda; Arachnida; Mesostigmata; Varroidae
Gene: mRpL32
Product: mitochondrial ribosomal protein L32
Biological process (GO): translation
Cellular component (GO): mitochondrial large ribosomal subunit
Molecular function (GO): structural constituent of ribosome
Source: RefSeq, a predicted model, not a curated record
AUGGCGUCACUUGCAGAAAAUCGAUCGGUCACCGCUUUUGCAAGCGCUACCAUCCACAACGAUAAGCGCUACGCUAAUCAAAACAAUGCGGUUGUCAUUCCUGAGGUGCUUCCAUUCAUCGAGAUUGGUUCCAGCUGCGCACAGCUGGUAAAACACGUGAUAGUUUCGCUCGUCCUCAGCCUGAAAGACGACCCGCGACUUCUCGAGCAGAAAGCGCAUCAUCUCUUGCAGGAUCCGUCAAUUCAGCCUGCUUUGGCUGGCAUGUCAUGUACAGCCCGUAGCGACGACCUGAGAGCCGCUCCCGCGAAGAGCGUGCUGGAAGACAUGCGGGAGGGCAUCCUUUUAGCCGUGCAAAGAAACCGCAGAUCGGUGGAGCGUCGCAUGUGGAGAAGAAUUGGCAUGCCCCAGUUUGCGCAUAAACUCCGUCGAGAUCUAAAAUGUUGCGUUGAGUGUGGCCACAUGCACGAGGCUCAUACACUUUGUGGCAAUUGCUAUAUGAAGAUUCGGAUUGAGGCAGAAGCUAUACAAAAGGCUAUAGUAGACUCUUUCAGUUGGAACCCGAUCGAACAGGAUGUUGUGGUGAAGUACAAAGGCGAGGAAAUUAGGGCAGAGGAUAAAAGCAAGCGCAUUAUCGAAAUGCCUAAAGAAAGGCCGAAAUUCUUCUCCAACAAUUUACUUGAAAAGGGGAACCACUCCUAAGGCUGCCCCAGGGGCGUAUAUAGUGAAUGCAGUUGUUUUACAAGCCCAAAAGUAGCUCAUAUAUAUGUGUGCGUUGAAAUGCUGCAAAUAGUUAAGAAAAAUAGCAUGUUUUUAGCAUGUUUAGACAUUUUAGGGUGGUAGCUCUGUUACAUCAAUGAUUGCAGACUAUGAUGUAAAAACUCUGAUUGAAUAAAUUAUCUCCUUUGAUAUAAGGAUU